AUGUCGACCAUAGCCUCACCGCGCGAGCCGCCGAUGCGGCGCAUGCCUUCCUCCUCGCAGACGCCGACGUCUAGCAACCGCCCAAGUCUCGAGACGAGCCGGUCUUUAUCAAGCUCACCAAGUAGGAACCCAGCUGGUGCAGCAUAUGGAGGUGCAGGGGGGCCAGCAGCCGGUGGCACCGCCCAGGGAAGUGCAUCACGACGGAACCGCGCGGCCUUGCGCGAGUACUACAACCUGAAGAAGACGGCCGGCGCUGGGGGCAGCACUCCUGUCCUCGAAGUGACAGAAGCGUUUGACGGGAACGGCAGCACCGACGCACUGCAUGCCGGCAUCCUCUCAAACUCGGAAGUACCACCAUCAGAGAUGGACGCACCCAGCUUUGAUCCCGAGGCAUUCGUGCAAAAGACGCUUCAAGGGAGCGGCCUCGAGGACCUGCUGCGCGUCUACACGCGCGUACUUACCGAGACGCGGGCCCUCGAUGCUGAAAAGAAGAGUUUGGUGUAUGACAACUACAGCCGGUUGAUCACAGCGACCGAGACGAUUCGAAAGAUGCGCGCUACGAUGGACCCCUUGAACCCCAUGGCGUCGACGCUCGAUCCUGCCAUUGCCCACAUCUACAAUCAGGCCAAGACCUUGCGCGAUGCCAUGCGCGCGGCUGUGCCCGCCCCCGACAGCGAGGCGACACAGGCGACGGCCGCGGUCCGUGCACGAAAUCAGAAGCUGGCGGCGACAGUCCUCCAGACACCCGAGCGGUUGCGGCACCUCGUGCAGGCCGGCCGUACAGAAGAAGCCGAGAAGGCCUGGGAGCGGCCACGGCAGCUGCUCGAGGCGUGGCGCGAACAGGGCGUGGGCGGUGACGACGUUGUCGCGUGUUUGGCAGACGGCGCCGCCGCAUUACGUGGCGAGCCGAGUCCUGCGGGAUGGAGUGUGCAGCCAGCGAGUGAGAUAUAG
Messenger RNA from Sporothrix brasiliensis 5110, 951 nucleotides. RefSeq lists its product as uncharacterized. The coding region runs from base 1 to 951 and encodes 316 amino acids. Gene Ontology annotation, biological process: Golgi organization; lysosomal transport; retrograde transport, endosome to Golgi. Lineage: Eukaryota; Fungi; Ascomycota; Sordariomycetes; Ophiostomatales; Ophiostomataceae. The transcript is spliced from 2 exons. The record is from RefSeq and is a predicted model, not a curated record. Gene Ontology annotation, cellular component: EARP complex; membrane; GARP complex.